This is a messenger RNA of Fibroporia radiculosa, 432 nucleotides long. RefSeq lists its product as uncharacterized. Bases 1 to 432 code for a protein of 143 amino acids. Lineage: Eukaryota; Fungi; Basidiomycota; Agaricomycetes; Polyporales; Fibroporiaceae. The transcript has 3 exons. The record is from RefSeq and is a predicted model, not a curated record.
AUGUUUGACUUCCUUGUGUUGAUCGGUGCGCACCUUCGUCAUCUCACCUGCGACGGAUAUGACAUGGAGAGGCAUCCAGAGCUGCUCGUAGUGUCCGCCGAGUCGCUCUUGUCCCUCGAGGUUUCGUUUAUUCACAAAGCUUCGCUCGAUCUCACGACCGCUGUCAACUUGCGUGUCCUGGCCCUGGUCGAGGUUGCCAUUGGAUCGUGGCUAUUCCAUCGGGAAACACCUGUCAAUGUCGACGACGCAUUGAAUAGCGUCGACCGCAUCCUCUCCGUAAAGCAGUUUCCUGCCCUCCAGAAAGUCACCUGUACCCUUUGUUGUACUGUCUCGUCUUCCAUCGAGGCGAUGGACGUCAUAUCCGAGGGCUCCUGGCUCAUACUGCUCUCAUCAAGGCUUCCAGCACUGCAUGCCAGUGGUUGCCUCUUGUAA